CGGUGAGAGUUGCACUCGCGGGAAAAAUGGCGGAAACGUGUGGUCCCUUCAUGUAAUCAGCAUCAGCGAUUCAAAACAUCGCAUCGAAAAAACCUCGUCUUGUGUUUGUCUGCCCGCAUUCAGUGCACGUUCCAGCCACAUGAAGCAAAGUCAAGCUGCCGGCGCCGAGUCUCGGAUCAAGUCUGUCCAUUGCAGUCACUGCACACUCCUCUUCGAAUCCAAAGUCUACCUUUUUAAACAUCUGAACGAGGUGCACGGCUUGGAUGUGGAUACCGCUCUGAGAGCUGCCGGUUUACAAAACCCUGAGGCUGACAAAGUCAACAGUGAUGACAAAAGCAACAGUUCCGGAAAUAACCUCUCAUGCCGGCGCUGUGAUUUUACAGCCUGUGGUCGGGAGGGUUUAAAUGAACAUGAGAAACAGUGUAACAGAAAAUCUGAGAAGCAGAACGGGUUGAGAAAUCUUAUAAUCUCUGCAGACAGGGAGACCAAAAUAACUGUCAUUCCGGCAAACCAGCGCAAGGAAGGUGCAGUUAUGUCUACCUCAAAAACUACAUGCUCACUUAACUCAUCAAAGGAUCUGAAAACACACAAGAGGCCGGUGCAAAUUCAAACCAUCACCAAAUACUUUCCAGGACCGUCUGGAUCAAAUGGGGAACCCUCAGUGAAGUUAGCUGAGAGCCCAGUGCUUCUAGAUCACACCAAAGGAACCCUGAUUUUGCAAGAAUCUCCCUCAAGCUCCAGCCCAAACAGUAGCGGUGUGUUUAAAGUCACUGCGAAGUCCAUGAUUGAUCUCUCCAAAACUGUUUCCGACCAAUUUAUGCUAAAUGACCGCCCUUUAAAUACUGACCUGAGGAGACACCCAAAGCCUGCGGAAAAAUCCAAAGACAUGGCUCCUAACAGUGUUGGCAAGAGGACCAGUUGUGAAAGCCCGGAAAGGUGUCCUGCUAAAAAAGCAAAGACAGACAAAGAAGAGGCAAAGCUCCCGGAGAAAGCAAAGGUAAGUAAACAACAAUCAUCAAGCAGCACAGAGUUUUCAUUUGACAUCCGUGAAGAUGAAGAAGAUAAGAAAGUUCCUCUUUUUAAUGGAGACAGAGAGAGCCCAGAAGUUUAUUUUUGUAAGCACUGUGACUACAGUGAUGUGGGCGUCAGAAGCGUGUCUGCACAUUACCAGAAAGACCACCCAUACAUAAGAUGUAACGCCGUCUACAUUCGGGAUCCGAGUGAUCGGAGUGCUACCUUUCGUUGCCUGGACUGUCCAGUUGAGUUUUUAAGUAUAGCUGACCUCAAGAGACACUAUGCAGAAAAUCAUCCAAAGGCGCCCAAAGUAUUCGCGCAUUCGCGUGAACUCAGUUUGGUUUUCAAAUGUUUCGUGUGUCCAUUUACCACCAACGAAUUGAAGGCCUUGAAAGAACAUUACAAGGAAAAGCACCCAAAACAUAAAGUGGAUAAUGGGUUGUUGGACUGCAGAUAUUCAGCGACUAGAUGCCAAGAGGGAUCAUCUCAGUUGAGUGCAUGUGAAAAAACACACAGCCCAGAAAGAUCAGAAGGGAUUUCUCCCAAGAUUGCAAAUACACAGUAUGAGGAAGUCAAAAAUGCAUCCUCACCCCAGCAUCUCACCUCCAAAGGAGCAGACGCGGUUCUGUAUCAAUGCAACAACUGUAACUUUACGCAUAAGUCAGCUGUUGUUAUGCACGCCCACUAUCAAAAAGGCCAUCCAGAUGAUGCAGUCACGAUAGAAAAAAUCAAACAGUCGGCUCAUGUCGCACCACAGACAACAUCACAGAGGACACCUGAGAAGUCACAGCAAGAGAUUUCCCUGUCUGUGAUGAAUCUGAAGCACGCACCAGACGCUUCUAAGACUCGUUCGGAGUCUCCCAAAACGGAGAAGGUGAAAUCUGCAGAGGACAGAGGCCAAACAAAGAUGUCACCUACCAAAUGUGACAGGGAAGUGUUUGCAGGAAUGGACAGUUUAUACUCCAGUUUACCGAGUAAAAUGUUUUACUGCCAGUUUUGCAGUUAUUCAAGUAUCAACAUCAGAAGCGUUGUUGGUCAUCAAAACGCAAAACAUGCUGCACAUCGACUAACAGGUACUGAACAGAUCUUGUCGUAUACUGCUGAGGUGCAAAAAAAGAAACUGCAAAGUGAUGCUGAGGCCUCAGCAAGUACUGCAUGUUCUGAUUCUCAAACUAGUAAACGUGUUAAGGUGUGUAGUGAAAAAGAACUUCAACAUGAAGAGGAUGACGUAGCAGAUGCUUCCAUGACGGCAUUAAAUCCUUAUGCAUGCGCAGAAAAGUUGUUUUACUGCCAAAAGUGCAACUUUGGAAAUCCAACUGUAAAAGGGGUAUUGAACCAUCAAGCCAUAAUUCACCGGCACAUUAAUUCCAACAGAGAAUGUAUUAUUAAACAUACAGCUUUGAUCCGGGAUGAAAUUGAAAAAUCCAAAUCUCACACAAAGGAGUUAUCCUUUUCUACUCGUCUACCUCUUCCACUUCUGAAUGAAGACGAUGAAAAUAUGUUUUUCUGCCACUUUUGCAACUAUAGACAGAAUACCCUCAAUCAUGUAAUAAAGCAUUACUUCAAAAGACAUCGUGGAUUUGAGAUUAAGGCCGAUCAAAUCCAUCUGUAUACUUCCAUGGUUCUCAAACAGACACAGAAAUUGCACUUAAAAGCAACUGCAAACCAAGAAGUUAAUUGUGGGAAAAAAGGAAAUAAAAAGACAAAAACAAAGACUCUUGCCAAGUGCUUGUCAUUUUCCGCGUCACCCUCAGUGAGAGCCACACAAACACAAAGGACCCUUCAGUGCCAUAGAUGCACAUACAGCAGUCAGUAUGUGUAUCAUUUGAGAAGGCAUAUGUGGAAAACCCACCGGGCGAAUCGCUCAGUCAGUGAUGUUUUGAGAGUGUGCUUUAAACAAGGAAUGUUACAGUCAGGGUAUCACUGUGACCUGUGCGUUUUUUCUCACGAAGAUGCAGCAGCAGUCCAUAGUCACUACCAGGAUAACCACCCGGGACGUAGAGUGACCCUUGAGUACGUCUCCACUCAGUUAUAUGUCGGUCCCGACGCAACCCCCCCUCAAAGGAAGAAACCUCAAAUAAGGCACACUGAUGGUAUCAGUGACGGCGAUGGCACUGAUGCCACCGUACUGUCCCAAAGAUUUGGACAAAAUGAAACCAAGACGUACUCGUGCAGAGCAUGCUCAUUUAAAGGCAGCUCGAUGUCGAGUAUCACACGCCACUACCGAGCCGUUCACCCUUGGUCCGUGAAAGAAGACGGCUCAGUCCUGAAUGUCAUCACCAACAAGAAGUCAAGUGCAAACAGCCAAGUGGAAGACCCCAAUGAAAUACCAGGGUUAUUUGACGCCUACCAAGUGCCUCUUGAAUUUGGCAUGUCACCUGGUUCUCCUCGUGAAGCAACAGCAUCUCCCACAAUGAUCCAGUGCCAUUAUUGCCCUGCAAGGUUUCAAACCCAGCGGGGUCUCAGCACUCACUGUGGAAUGAAACACCAAGAAGCUGUAACUGGAAGUUUAUAUGAACAGUGUGAACAGCAUGAACAGCACGAACAGCAAGAACGGCAUGAACAGCAAGUACAAAUCCAAACACGUGUGCACGUCUUUAAGUGUCCAUAUUGUACCUACAUCAAUACCAACUAUCAAGGAAUUCUCACUCACUGCCAGAAGAAGCAUCCUGCCUUGGUAUCCAGGGCGGACAGUCUUCACAUGGAUGAAUCACAUCUACACAGUUGGGACGACGGUUUGAAAAGAAAAGGUUGUGACAGUCUGAAACUUAGUGGGUACAUGUGUAAAACCUGCCCUCAGGUCUAUGCAACGCUGGAGAAAAUGAACAAGCACUGUGAGAACGACCACAAUGAGACUGUGGCGAACACUGUGCCAAACACGCUCAAACCGGCUCCUAAACCAUCAGCUAUGAGUAAAACACAACAAUUUAAUACCCACAGCACUCUCGGAUCAGUAUCGAAGGCUUCCUUUUUACGGAAAAAAAUAUAUGCCGUAAUUAGGUGCCAGCAUUGCAGUUACAGUUGCAGCACAAAAAUUGCGCUUGCUCGGCACUUGCGUGUUCACUACAGGAACGCAUCUGUUUCAAAGAUUAAGGAUUGUGUAUACAAGUGUGUCCUGUGUUCCAGAUCCUAUUUCAGGAAAAAGCGUCUCGGAAACCAUUAUACUAAGAAACAUGGAAAGAACGCUUUCUUAAAAUACUAUGCACCACUAUACAAGCAGGUCCCAGAGAAGACAGUGCUAACAUCUCCUGACUGCCCUACAACUCAGCAACCAGCAAACACUUCUGAGGCAUGUGAGUCUAGCGCAACGACUGAAGAAAACAAAAUAUUAGUCUACAAGUGUCCAACCUGUCCCUAUGUGAAUGCUAGCUACCACGGAACUCUCACUCACUGCCAAAUGAAGCAUCCAGCCCUCAUAGCCAGGGCAGAUGAACUUAAAACGGAUGAAAUACUUGUAACCAACAUAGUCAGGUGUACGAUGGGAAAAGGUUCUAAAGAAAGAGGGUAUAUGUGUAAGAAAUGUCCACAGAUUUAUGCAUCAUGGAUGAAACUGAAAGUCCACAGCGAGAGGUACCACAGUCAGGCAGCGCCAGCAGCUUCUGACCAUUCAGCUGAAACUGAAACUGAAACCGAAAAACAGCCUUAUCCCGGCUCUCAGGGCUCAGUAAUAUCGACAGUGAACCCCACAGAAAUUGACCACAGUCAACAGCAGAGCCUUCCUGAGACGUGUCAAGUGUCAGUGCAAAACAAGGUGUCACUGUACAAGUGCCACAUGUGUACCUAUUCCGGAGUGUGUCGGAGGUAUCUGCAUUGUCACUACAAAAAGACUCACAAAUUGGAUGCCUUCAGCACAUACAAGCUGCUGGAGAAGUAUAACAAGCGUAAACGCAACAAGGCCCGCUGCCUGCUCGAAGCUACAUCCGCGGAAAGUGCACACGUCAGAUGUAAGAAGUGUCCAAACUUAACGUUUGAAUCAUCUCAGCUGCUUAUUGCCCACUACUGUAUCUUUCAUAGCUCAGACUGCAAAUCGGACUUCACUGUGUUAUCACGGGAGUCAAAGAAGAGCACAGGGGUUUACAGAUGCGACCACUGCGGAAAACAGUUGAAUGGAAUUAGAAAGCUGUGUCGCCACCUGGAUCACCAUAGAGCAAGGAUGAAAGAGAGAACACCGGCUGCAAAGACAAAGGCAUCGUUUGUCUUUACGACAACACCAGAGGCCACAUCCAUUGAAAUCUGUACGCAAGAUGAACUGCCCAUUUUAGAAACUGUGGAGGAGCUGACCCAGUGGAAUGUGACACCAGUAGAGACCUUCACUUUGCCAACAAGUCCGCAGUCAUUGCCUUCAAAACACACUGAUCCUGAACAGCCGGAGCUGGAAUCGAGAGAAUACAAACACACUUGCAAACAGUGUGGGCGCACAUUCAUGUCUCUGAAAGGUUUGCGCUCACAUGAGCGCAGCCACGCAGCCCUGGCGGCCAUCAAGAAACUGAACAAUCUGCCCAUCUCGGCAUUGAGGCACAACAUUAACAAAUAUGUCCUCUACAAAUCUGGGACCUUGAGGCCUUUCCUAUGUAGUUUCUGUUCCUAUCGGACAACCGUCUUGGGCCUGUGGAGGAGUCAUUUUAUGAAACAACAUCAGAAUGUCAUUAUGGAUCCUGCAGAGACUGGCCGCCAAGAUGAGGAGAACACUCAGAGGGCCAACAAGGAGCAUCCUAAUUUAUCAGAGGAAAAAAAUUAUUUGCCCGCACCUGAUGAAGAACCUGAAAUGAUUGGAAAAUCGCUGUACUUGGAGCCCCCAGAUGUCCAGCGGCAGUUGAACCACUACAGCUUGAUGGCACAGACUGGUAUCUCGUCUAAGGUGAACCUGCAAGAAACCGAGUUUCCUGAACACAGUCUGCUUCACUGUGAGUUCUGCAAUUUCAACACUGGACACCUGUCUAGCGUGCGACGACACUACUUAAACCGCCAUGGGAAGAAGAUCCUCAGGUGUAAGGACUGCAACUUUUUCACUGGUUUAAGGAAAACCCUGGAGAUGCACGUGGGGACUGGGCACUCUACCUGCCAGUCAGAACCUACUCAUCAGAAGGACCUCCGCUGCCCUUUCUGCCUUUACCAGACCAAGAACAAGAAUAACAUGAUCGAUCACAUUGUCUUGCAUCGCGAGGAACGUGUCGUGCCAAUAGAGGUGCGUCGCCCAAAGCUGUCACGCUACCUUCAAGGCAUCGUCUUCCGCUGUCACAAAUGCACUUUCACCAGCGGCAGUGCUGAAAACCUGCGUUUGCACAUGAUGAGGCACGACGACAUCAAACCCUUCAAGUGUCGGCUCUGCUACUUCGACUGCACUCUGCUGAGCGACUUGGAGGCGCACCUGAGCGAUAAGCAUCAGGUUGUGAGGAAUCAUGAGCUUGUGGGUCAGGUCAGCCUUGAUCAGCUACAGGCAAGGUUGUGUAGGAUGCCGGAGGAGGACGAGGAGCCAUUAUCAAACUUGGAGCACAACAACAAUGAGAAUGAGGAUGUAGAAAUAAAGGAGUUUUUUACAGACUGUAAUGAAGUUCUACGAAAGACACAAGCGGAGAACCCGGCAGAAAGUAACAGCAGGAAGACAGUUACGCUACAGAUGAACGAAGCGUGUCUGAAGCACGAGCAAGACCCACAAGAACCAGCAGGGAUUGUGUUCCUGCCAGACACUGCAAGAGGAAAGAGGAUAGAAGAUAUAGUAGAACAAAAUGUUGGUAAAGGGAGCAAUGCAGCUAUCCAGUCUGAGGAAUGCAGUGGUCCAGAGAGGGAGAGGCAGACGAUUGGGAUCCAAGCCCAACCCAAAGUGAGAGGUAGUGAGGGCAGCAGCAUAAUGUUCACACAGCAGAAAAAGGAGGCGGCGGAGGGGAGCUCAUCAACAUAUGGUAACAUAGCUGAAAAAACAAAGGCCCACAAGUUAAAUAUUAAGGUGCUUCAGCAUAGAACAUUGAGCAUCGAUGCUAGAGUAGAAAAUGAAAUACUGCGUCGUAUCGUAGCGUUGGAUGAGGAUGGCAGCAUCCGCAAGAUACACAAGAAGGCAGAUCGGGAUAGAACGGUUAAGAUAGAGCAGAACAUCGAGACCGACUGUGUAGAUAAGACUCUAGGUCAGUUGCCGGAUGAAGAGGGUAGCAUCAUUUUGGCCCACAACUCAAAACUCAAAGUUGAAACAAACUUUCUGCCCAACCGCGCACAACUUAAGAUAAGCCAUAAGGACAGCUCAGGGGUCUCAUUUACAAAUUGCAAAGAGGAACAAAUGUGCAAUCAGAAAAACAGUGAGGGGGUAACAGACCCUUAUGGAGAAAUGCCAGUACUUGAGAAUGAAUAUCUAAAGGAGGUCGUGCAACCUCUCGGAGAUUGCAAGGAGGAGGAAGAUCAUCUUGAGCAGAAGCAGGACGGAGAAGAUGAGGUGAUCACUGAAGGCAACGAGAACCGAUGCCAGGAUCAGGAACAUGAGGACGGACACAGGAUAGAGGAAGCUGACAAUCCACGUGUGCACAAAAGUGCACUCACAGCCAAGGGUGGAGCUGCUGAAGUCCUCUGCCCAUCAGUUACAGAAAAGCCAAUGUUUACCUGUGGGUUUUGUGGACGAAACCUCACGAACAGCACUGAAUUGAAGCGUCACAUUAUGCGACAUGGACUAUAAGAUUUUUCUUUAUGUUGCGGACGGUACAAGCAGCUUCCACUGUUGAUUUAUGUUUGGGAAGCUACAUUUUGUUUUCACGGACCGUCCUCUGCUCUUUUACUGUACUUUGUGUUUGUAAACACCCCGUUAACAAAUUAAUUUUUCAUGUUUUGUAGAUUUUAAACCUUUUUCUAAUUAAAUGUUUUUAUGGUACAGCUUUUAUGAGUAGGAUUUAAUUUGCAUGAUUCAAUAAAUAAAAGUUCAGAACCAA
Messenger RNA from Xiphias gladius (swordfish), 7922 nucleotides. RefSeq names its product zinc finger protein 462-like. Bases 140 to 7672 code for a protein of 2510 amino acids. Gene Ontology annotation, biological process: regulation of gene expression. NCBI's taxonomy places the organism in Eukaryota, Metazoa, Chordata, Actinopteri, Istiophoriformes, Xiphiidae. Gene Ontology annotation, cellular component: nucleus. The transcript has 10 exons. The record is from RefSeq and is a predicted model, not a curated record.